Molecule: messenger RNA, 3302 nt
Organism: Humulus lupulus (European hop)
Lineage: Eukaryota; Viridiplantae; Streptophyta; Magnoliopsida; Rosales; Cannabaceae
Product: protein transport protein SEC23 A
Exons: 7
Coding region: 293-2911 (872 amino acids)
Biological process (GO): endoplasmic reticulum to Golgi vesicle-mediated transport; COPII-coated vesicle cargo loading; intracellular protein transport
Cellular component (GO): endoplasmic reticulum exit site; COPII vesicle coat
Molecular function (GO): zinc ion binding; GTPase activator activity
Source: RefSeq, a predicted model, not a curated record
UUUUUGUGUUUGGGGACCGUAGAAUACAGUACAGUUAUAUACCAAGAGAAGAAGAAGAAGAAAUGGUGUUGAAUUGAAGAGAAAGAAAUGAGAGCGAAAUGAGUCAAUUUUUCAUUUCGAUUCCAUCUUCUGAAUCAUCAUAUCCUUCUAUCAGAUUUCUUCAAUCUGAUUUACUUAUGGCGGCCACACAAGUCAUUGGGUUUCCUCUAUUCGAAUCUUAAUUCCAAGUUUGAUACUUUGGUUCUGGAUUCUUGAAGAAUUCUUUGUUUCAAUAAGGAAUAUUCGAAUUCCCAUGGCUAAUCCACCAAAGCCUAAUGUUGGAUACUCUAAUAACCCCUCUUACUCCUCCGAGUCAUCGACGUCUCUGUCUGAGAAAACCCCUAUUCCUCCUCCUUUAAUUUCUCCCAAGUUUCCUCCGCCUACCUUCCAACAAGAUCAAACUACUAUUUCACCUUCAAUUAGAUCACCACCAAAUGUACCUUCCUCUUCCAAUGGGGUGAAAUCUGGCAGCCCAAUUUCUCACUUGAGCACUCCGCCUGGACCUCCUGUUUUUACUUCACCUGUACGCCCUGCUGCUGUGCCUUUUCGGGCAUCGCCCGUAACUCCUCAGCCGCUUGCUUUCUCUUCCGGCUCAUCUAUCCCAACAUCCUCUCCUCCACACUUCUCAAAUGGAUUGGUUGAUUUCCAGCACCAAGUUUCAGAUGUUCCAGAGGAUUCAGCUCAUGUUGGGGAAGCCCCGUUUGUCCAAUUCUCAGCUCAUAAGGUAUUGAAACAAAAGAAACUAGCAAAUGUUCCAAGUUUGGGUUUUGGGGCAUUGGUAUCUCCUGGAAGGGAGAUUUCUCCUGGUCCCCAAAUUAUACAACGUGAUCCACAUCGCUGCCAGAGUUGUGGAGCUUAUGCAAAUACCUAUUGCAAUGUACUACUUGGUUCAGGCCAGUGGCAGUGUAUAAUAUGUAGAAAACUGAAUGGAAGUGAGGGUGAAUACAUAGCUCCUAGCAAAGAAGAUCUUCGUAAUUUUCCUGAACUGGCUUCUCCUAUGGUUGAUUAUGUUCAAACUGGGAACAAAAGACCUGGUUUUGUUCCAGUUUCUGAUUCAAGAACUUCAGCACCUAUUGUUCUUGUCAUAGAUGAAUGCUUAGAUGAGCCGCACCUCCAACAUCUACAGAGUUCCUUGCAUGCAUUUGUUGAUUCACUUCCCCCAACAGCAAGAGUCGGGAUAGUGUUGUAUGGCCGAACGGUAUCAGUUUAUGACUUUUCAGAAGAAUCAGUUGCAUCUGCUGAUGUGCUUCCUGGUGAGAAAUCACCAACUCAGGAAUCAUUGAAGGCAUUGAUUUAUGGCACGGGCAUUUAUUUGUCACCAAUGCAUGCUUCAUUGCCUGUUGCACAUGCUAUAUUCUCAUCACUGAGGCCUUAUAAACUGAAUGUUCCAGAGGCUUCUAGAGACCGGUGUCUGGGAACGGCUGUGGAGGUUGCUCUUGCUAUAAUUCAGGGGCCGUCUGCAGAAAUAUCUCGGGGGGUAAUAAAAAGGUCGGGAGGUAAUAGUAGGAUUAUUGUGUGUGCUGGUGGACCUAAUACAUAUGGUCCUGGAUCUGUUCCUCAUUCCUUCAGUCACCCAAAUUAUCCUCAUAUGGAGAAGACAGCGUUGAAAUGGAUGGAAAAUUUAGGUCAAGAAGCUCAUAGGCACAAUACAGUUGUGGACAUUCUAUGUGCUGGUACGUGUCCUGUAAGGGUUCCUGUUUUGCAGCCGCUAGCAAAAGCAUCCGGAGGUGUUUUGGUUCUUCAUGAUGAUUUUGGAGAGGCCUUUGGUGUAAAUUUGCAAAGGGCAGCUACCAGGGCUGCAGGUUCUCAUGGUUUGCUGGAAAUUCGCUGUUCUGAUGAUAUUCUUAUAACUCAAGUCGUGGGUCCAGGUGAAGAGGCGCAUGUUGACACUCAUGAAACCUUCAAGAAUGAUACUUCUCUAUGUAUACAAAUGCUUAGUGUUGAAGAAACACAAAGCUUUUCACUCUCUAUGGAAACCAAAGGAGAUAUGAAGAGUGAUUAUGUGUUUUUCCAGUUUGCAAUUCAGUAUUCAAAUGUGUAUCAAGCUGAUAUAUCAAGAGUAAUUACUGUUAGAUUGCCAGUUGUUACAAGUGUUUCAGCAUAUCUGGAGAGUGUUCAAGAUGAAGUAGCGGCAGUCCUUAUUGCCAAGAGGACCCUUCUCAGAGCAAAGAACUAUUCUGAUGCAAUUGACAUGCGAAAAACAAUAGAUGAAAGAAUUAAAGACAUUGCCCUGAAAUUUGGGUCUCAAGUACCAAAAUCAAAGCUCUAUCGAUUUUCUAAGGAGAUCUCUUUAUUACCAGAGCUCCUAUUUCAUCUUAGACGGGGUCCUCUUUUAGGAAGCAUUGUUGGGCACGAAGAUGAGAGGUCUGUACUACGCAACUUAUUUUUGAAUGCAUCCUUUGAUCUCUCACUUCGUAUGAUUGCACCUCGAUGUCUAAUGCAUCGAGAAGGAGGAACUUUUGAGGAACUACCAGCUUAUGACCUUGCUAUGCAGUCUGAUGCAGCAGUAGUUCUUGACCAUGGUACAGAUGUCUUUAUAUGGUUGGGUGCCGAACUUGCUGCUGAUGAAGGGAAAAGUGCAGCUGCUUUGGCAGCUUGCAGGACAUUAGCUGAAGAACUAACUGAACAGCGGUUUCCUGCCCCUCGCAUCCUUGCAUUCAAGGAGGGAAGCUCUCAGGCCAGAUACUUUGUUUCUCGUCUCAUACCGGCACACAGGGAUCCUCCAUACGAGCAGGAGGCAAGAUUCCCACAGUUACGUUCCUUAACAACAGAGCAGCGGACAAAACUGAAAAGCAGCUUUAUUCAUUUUGAUGAUCCCAGCUUGUGCGAGUGGAUGCGCAGCCUGAAGAUAGUGCCACCAGAGCCUAGCUAGCUAGAUGCCGCAAAAGAUGUUCUUUUUUGAUACAACAAAACUUGAUGGUUGAUCAGGAGGGAGUCUCCACAGUUGCUUCUUACAAUCACUGCUGGAGUCUUGAAGACCCUUCUUGUGUUUCCCCUGCUUUUCAUUUUUUCCCUUUAUAUAUAAAAAGGGGGAAACUGUUCCCCUGUUGAUCAUGUUAAGUGAAAGAGUAGGCAAAUUAUACACAAUUUUAUGAAGUAGGGGCCCGAGAGAGUAGUGACUUGAAGACGAUUUUUUUUCCUUGUUCUUUUUAAUACUCGAGGAAUGUUGGUAAUCUUAAUAUUUAUUGACAUUGACAUUGACAUUGACAUUGUCAAUUCUAAAUUUCAUUUCUGAACAAAGUGGAUACAUUUGCUCACUCCAA